Molecule: messenger RNA, 964 nt
Organism: Colletotrichum destructivum
Lineage: Eukaryota; Fungi; Ascomycota; Sordariomycetes; Glomerellales; Glomerellaceae
Product: Putative stress-associated endoplasmic reticulum protein
Exons: 3
Coding region: 280-486 (68 amino acids)
Cellular component (GO): endoplasmic reticulum
Source: RefSeq, a predicted model, not a curated record
AAGCUCCCUCACGCAAUCUGUCCCUUCAACCAGCUUCCCUCCUCUUCUCUCGACACCUUUUCGACAGCUUCGCCUUCACUCACAAACCACGACCACCAAACACCACGUUUACUUUCUUUACAACAAGUAUAUAACGAACGCGUUUUCGUCGCCGGACAGACCCAAAACACUCGAACGAACACUCAUAGGGUCGCAUCGAGCAUCAUCACUCUCCCAACGCCUCCCGCCGACUUCUCCCCUUCACAAAACCACACACACAUACACACACAUACAUUCGCAAUGGCGCAAACACCCCAACAGAGACGCGCAAACGCAAAGUUCGCCAAGGACAACGAGUCCCGUAUGGGCAAGUCCGAGGACCAGAUCAAGAAGCGCACCAAGGAGGCGCCCAAGUCGCCCAUCUCCCCCAUCUGGCUUGGCCUGCUCGCCUUCGUCGUUUUCGGCGGGAUUGUCUUCGAGGUCCUCUCUCGCAUGUUCGGUUUCUAAAUUGGCCUGGUUCUGCACCGGCGUUGGUCACAUAAAGCUGUUUUGAAUGAGCAAGGGAAGUCAGAGAAUGAGAGCAAAAUCCAUCUCCAGCGAGGAGCCUCCUGCCCUUACCCAGAAGCAGCCAGACUUCCCACUCAUGUUGGUGCACAGCGACUGGGAGGGAAGGAUCUUGCGGACAAACAAGACGCAAAAAACCUACUCCGCCUCGAGGGGAGGAAGGGGGGAUUCUUCCAAGCACUUGAAUCUCGGCGGCCAAUAACACAGAUUUCGGCCUCCCGAAACUGGCUGGGCUCAGAGACAAGUCUGUACAAAACAAUACCACGCGCGUCUCUGGUUUCCGCGAAAGCAAAAGAAAAGAAUAUUCCCAUUUGUCGGCGUACUGUAUUUCGAUUUCCCUCUCUCAUCACAAUUGCCUUGGUUGACGGGCAAGGGCUGAAAAGGCAUUUCAAGUUUUUUAUCUUAUUUAUUUUUCAUAUUC